This is a messenger RNA of Maniola jurtina (meadow brown), 2027 nucleotides long. It is a transcript of the gene Rad9, whose product is annotated as cell cycle checkpoint control protein RAD9A. Bases 124 to 1317 code for a protein of 397 amino acids. Gene Ontology annotation, cellular component: checkpoint clamp complex. The transcript has 3 exons. Gene Ontology annotation, biological process: DNA repair; cellular response to ionizing radiation; DNA replication checkpoint signaling. The record is from RefSeq and is a predicted model, not a curated record. NCBI's taxonomy places the organism in Eukaryota, Metazoa, Arthropoda, Insecta, Lepidoptera, Nymphalidae.
UAAAGCCAGACGAGAGAGAAAAAAUAAAAAAUAAAGACUGUUAAAAAAUAAAUAAAGAAUGCUUCUGUUAAUUUUGAUUUGAUUCGCUUGAAGUUCAAUAUAUCAAACCAAUUAUAAAUUAAAAUGAAAUGUCAUGUGCCUGGUCCAAACGUUAAAGUUUUAGGAAGGACAAUACAUGCUUUAGCAAGAUUUGGUGACGAAUUAUAUUUAGAAUCUCUUCCAGAUUCUAUACUUUUAAGAACCUUAAAUGCUGCCGAAAGCGCAUAUGCCAUGAUAAAACUCAACAAGAAUUUUUUUUCUUACUUCAAUUACAAUUUUUAUUCAACCGAAGAUGAUGAAGGUUUGAAAUGCAAAAUAUCAAUGAAAUCUGCUCUUAAUGCCUUUAAAUCUCCAACACACAUGGAUAAACAAGUGGAAAACCUUGAAAUCAAGUUAGAUGCAAAUUCUUGUAAAUUAAUUUUUCAACUUAAAUGCAAGCAUGGAAUUAUCAAGACACAUUAUGUAUCAAUAUUAGAUUGCAAAGCUAUGCAAUCUGCUGUUUAUACCAAAGAUCUUGUGCCAAACAGAAUAACAUCUUCCCAACGGUUACUUUCUGAGGCUCUUGGAAAUUUUCAAAGUUCUGAUGAUCAAAUGACACUAGAAGCGACAAACCAAUUACUGAUUUUACGUAAUUAUGAAGAUGCUAAUAUUGACUUAACAAAAAUAAUAAGAACUCAAAUAAGCUUAAAGCCAUCAGAGUUUGACAGUUACACAAUUGGGGCUGAAACCACUAUCACAUUCACACUAAAAGAGUUUCGAGCCUUGUUAGCUUUUGCUGAAGCACUAAGUCUGCCUCUACAGUUACAUUUUGAGACAGCAGGACGACCUGCAGUAUUCAUUGUUCAUAAUGGUACAACUUUUGAAGCACACUUUGUAUUGGCUACCACAAAACCAGAAACUGCAACACAAGGCUCAAUGCAGAACCAUUCACGAACAGAUAAAAAACGAAAAGAAGUUAAUGAAUCAGUAGGUUCAACAAAAAAGAAACCUCACUUAGAAAUAGACACAUUAGCAUGCUUAGAUGAAGAUUCACAUUUAUUUAAUUAUAUUGAUAUUCCUGAAGAAAGAGAUUGGAGGCCAGAAAAAAAAUCAACACAUGAGAAUGGUGGAGACAGGGCAAAUGAUAAUGGAUUAGAAGAAAAUAUGGAUGGUGAAAUUCCUGGGUCACCAACUUCUAGAAUAAAAAUUAAGUCUGCAUUCAAAAGAUGUUUUGAAAACACAUUUGACCCAAGAAGUAUACAGCGUGUUGUAUUAGCUGAAAACUCAGAUAGUGACUAAAUUUGGUAAUUUUGUAAAUAUUAACUGGAUAAAAAUGUGUUUUGUAAGGUAUUAGUUGUCAUUAAAAAUUUAGAAGGAAAAUUAAAAAAAAAACUAUUUUUACUGCAUUAUGAUUUUAUAGUAAAAAUAUACAAGUAAAUACUGUACACAUGCUUUUCACAAAUCAAUAUUUCAGGGCAUAAUUAUUAUUAGGUAUUAUAAACAUUUGCGGUUUAAAUAUUACAUCAUUUAUUUUGAAGGGUAGGUUAUUCCAAUCUACAGAGGAACCAUUGGUAGUAUUGAUAUUGGAUCUAGUAUAUAUUUUACUAUUUGUAUUAACAAUAUGGAAACUAUACAUUCCAUUUAAUUGAAAAAUCUAAUCAUUAAUGUAUUCGUAUUACGUCACACCUGUUUAAAAAUAUUAAUAAUCUUGUCAUUAAAUUAUAAUCAGAACCUUUGUCACGUAGUGCAAAAUAUGGGCAAGGUUAUAUUUUAUAAAGAGGUAUUUUUACAAAACUUGCAUUUAUUUUAUUUGAAAUAAUGUUUAGAAUAUAUUUAUCACUAAGUUAGCAUUCAUUAUCAAGAAAAAAUAUUUGCUAUUAUCCUUUACCACAAUACAGUAAAUACAUUUAUAACUGCAAAAAUUACGGUAACUAAAAUUUACAGGAAAAAAUUGCAAUGUCUAAAAUAUACACUUCCAGCAACUAAUAAAUAAUGGUUAAAUUAAUUUA